Rhipicephalus sanguineus (brown dog tick) is the source of this 2445-nucleotide messenger RNA. Its product is annotated as thromboxane-A synthase. Gene Ontology annotation, molecular function: iron ion binding; oxidoreductase activity, acting on paired donors, with incorporation or reduction of molecular oxygen; heme binding. The transcript has 15 exons. The record is from RefSeq and is a predicted model, not a curated record. NCBI's taxonomy places the organism in Eukaryota, Metazoa, Arthropoda, Arachnida, Ixodida, Ixodidae. Bases 113 to 1744 code for a protein of 543 amino acids.
AUUUGUGCAAGACGUGAUUCCCGUCGCACCCAAAAAGCCGCCCGGUGAGAACAAGGCCGAGGCUGAGGAGCAUGAGGGGCAGCAGCAGAUUACGACAUACCAUCAACCCAAGAUGCUGGAGCUUGCCGUUGCCGCGCUACUUCUGUUUAUCGGACACUGGCUCAUGAAACGGAGAGAUCACUUCAAUUUCUUCAAGAAAUGCGGCAUCCCCGGUCCCCCGCCGAGCAUUAUUUUCGGCAACAUCCUGGAGAUGUACAGAAAGUCACCGACCAAGGCUUACCGCGAGUGGAUCGAGAAAUACGGCGAUGUUGUUGGGUACUUCAACGGCUACAGGCCUGUGGUGCUCGUAGCAGACUUGGACUUACUCAGGAACAUUCAGGUUAAAGACUUCCAAGACUUCACGGACCGAGCUCUCCUGUUUCAGGCUAAGCGACCUCCGAGUCCUCAAAACAAGGGCCUCCUACAGCUCACCUCAACCCGUUGGAAGGAAGUGCGCAGCGUGCUCACCCCUUCGUUCACUACAAGCAAGCUCAAAAUGAUGUCUCCGGGCAUCAUAUCAGCCGUGGAAAAGCUGGUCUCCAAGGUGGGCCGCAAGGCAGCGACCGGAGAGGAGUUCGAGGCCGGCGAGAUGUACGCUGCCCUCGCCCUGGAUGUGAUCUGCAAGAGCGCCAUGGGCAUCGACUACAACCUGCAGGACCAACCGCGUCACGGCUUUCUCAUCUUCUGUCGAAUGCUGUUCGGAUGCGCCUUCUCCUUCAUUGCCGUGAUUCUUAGUGCGUUUCCAUCCUGGGAGUCGGGCCUGAGAUUCAUCAAUUCCCGCUGGCUCCGAUACCAGAACGGCGGUGUCCAUCCUUUCAUCGACGUGCAAGAGAAGUGCAAGCGCAUCGUCACGCAACGCCAACAGGACUCCUCGCUUCGCCAAAAGGAUCUGCUGCAGCUGAUGAUAGACGCAAAGGAUGCGCAAGUCGACCUGGACACCGUCACCUCGGCUCAACUAACAGCCGCAGAAGACAAUGACCGGGAACUACAGGACAAGGCGGCCGGAGGAGGGGCCAGACGUGACCUCUCUGUCUUCAACAAGGCCGUAUUGGACGAUGACGACAUCACGCAGAACGCUUUCGUCGUUCUUGUCGGAGGGUUCGAGACCACGAGCAACGCAAUGGCCCUGGUGACGCAUAUGCUCGUACAUCGCCCAGAAGUGCAAGAGAAAGUGCGGGAAGAGCUGCUCUCAGUCGUGGGACCCGACGAGGCAAUCACCUACAACACCAUUCAGAGCCUGCCCUACAUGAACAGCGUCAUUCAAGAGACCAUGAGGCUUUACCCUCCGGCGUUCGCGAUCGUCACUCGUGAGGCAGUCGUCGACAAACAGUACGGCAAGUUUCGCAUUCCCGCCGGCACUGCCAUCAUGGCGGCAGCAGAGUACAUCCACAGGGACCCCCGGCACUGGGAUAACCCUGACCAAUUCGACCCAGAAAGAUUCCUGCCUGAGAACAAGUCGAAGAUCAACACCAUGGCCAUGCAGGCCUUCGGAAACGGCCCCCGCAACUGCAUAGGGAUGCGCUUCGCACACAUGGAGCUGCGGUACACAUUUGCUCACAUACUGCAGAAGUACCGGCUGGAGAAGACUGAAAACAGCGAGAAGGAUCCACCAAACAUCGAUAUGAAUCCUCUCGUACUGAAGAUCAAGAAGGGCGUCAUAGUGAGGGCGGUGCCGCUAAAAGACCACGGCACUUCUACGAAGUGACAUGCAACAGAGCAUUCUUUGUACGCUGAUAGUCGUACGUUGAUAAUUUUGGGGGGCCUAACUAUUUAUUCGACAUCAAGAUGGAACGACACCGGCGUCCUACGGGCGUCUAACGAAACCCCUCGGGAGGUACGAAAAUGAUGACGCCACGUGGGGGAGCUAACGAAGGUUUGCCUCAUACAGGCCGUGAUUGACUCGCGUGCGUUGCUGCUGCGUAUCUGCUGCUGCUAUACUAUCCCUGGUACUUUAUCAGUCAGGCGCGAGGGUAUGUACGUGUGCUGAUAUAAGAUUGGAAGGAGGAGUAUCGAGGUUGAGCUUCGCGGGCGAGUCGUGUGGCGUGGUUACUUAUUUUGUUUCAGAACAGAUGUACUAAGCCGACCGAAUUGGCACGACUGCAUGGUUAAGCUAAAGCGCUCAGAAAAAGGGAACCUCGUCACGUCGUUUGUUCGCUCAUUUCGUCCUCCUGCUUAAAUCGGUGACUGCAAUGCGGACAUUUUUUACUCCCAUAUAUAAACAGCCGUUACUCUUUUUAAUGGACGCGCGUUAUUAAAGGAAUAAUCAAACCGCUUUCGCCAUUCAACGAAAAAAUGUGCUCACCAACUGCUAGCUUGAAGCUGCGGAUAUACUAGUCAGCUUGACGUUCCCGGCAUGCUGCUCCGUGCAACAAUGAGCGACCUAAUAAAGUUUAUUUCAAAGUUGUU